Messenger RNA from Candida tropicalis MYA-3404, 663 nucleotides. RefSeq lists its product as uncharacterized. Bases 1 to 663 code for a protein of 220 amino acids. The transcript has a single exon. The record is from RefSeq and is a predicted model, not a curated record. Gene Ontology annotation, molecular function: calcium ion binding. Gene Ontology annotation, cellular component: extracellular exosome; endoplasmic reticulum-Golgi intermediate compartment. NCBI's taxonomy places the organism in Eukaryota, Fungi, Ascomycota, Pichiomycetes, Serinales, Debaryomycetaceae.
AUGAGGUUAUCGGUAUUGCUUUCUUUGGUAUUACUCCCCCUUAUAUCAGCUCAUGGUGAUCAUAAUCAAGAACCUUUGAAAGUUAAACCAGACGAUUUAUCAUGGCAGGAUUGGCACAUGAAGGAAGAACAUGGAUUAGAUGAAUACGAUGGUAAGACAUUCUUUCUCUUACAUGAUUUGGAUAACAGUGGUUUGAUUGGUGCCAAAGAAAUCUUAAACUUAUAUGGGUUAGUCCAUAAAAUCAUUGUUGGAGAUGGAUCAGGUAUGGGUCAAGAAAACAUCGAAGUUACUCCCGAGUUACAAGAUGAAGUCGUCCAGAAUGUUUUGCUGUUAAUUAAACAUUCGAAUCCCGACGGUAUAUCACAAGAUGAAUGGUUAGAAUUUUAUAAUAAUGGAGGUAAAUUGCCAGAUUUUGGAUACGGAUCUGGUCAUCAUUUAGGAUUUGAAGAGGAGUACGAAGAACACCACUGGAACAAAUACCAUGCCAAUGAAGAUCCAGAUGUAAAGAUCAAACACAAAGAAGAUAUUGAACAUGAAUUAUUGCAUCAUAAACAAGAGAUUGAAGAAACACACGACAGAUCGACUCAAUUGAAAGAUUUCACCAAGAAUUAUGUCUCACCAAUCAACAUAGACAACCUUAGGCCAAAGUACAGAAAAAACUAG